AUGGCCAUUCCUGUUUCUACUGUUUCUUCUGAGUCAGCCUUCAGUACAGGGGGUCAGGUGCUUGGCCCAUUUCGUAGUUCACUAUCUCCAAGAACAGUCGAGGCACUUGUUUGUACACAAAAUUGGUUGAGGGAUCCAAUACCCAUUGAUCUUCGUGCCUCCUUGGAUAAUAUUGAAAGCUUUGAGGCGGAAUUGGAACCUCCACCACCACCAAGUCAUCGUAAAUCCCCGCCACCUCCACCACCAUACUACAAUAAGUCUCCUCCUCUACCACCACCUCCUUCAUCUCCUCCCCAACCCCGUUACAAGUGUCCACCACCACCUCUUCCAUCUCCUCCCACACCUCGUAACAAAUCUCCACCACCACCGCCUCCUCUAUCUCCUCCCCUACCCCGUAACAAAUCUCCACCACCACCUCUGCCAUCUCCUCCCCCACCCCGUAACAAAUCUCCACCACCACCUCCUCUAUCUCCUCCCUCAACCGAUAACAAAUCUUCACUACCACCUACUCCGUCUCCUUCUCCACCCCAUAACAAAUCUCCACCACCACCUCCUCUAUAUCCUACUCCACCUCGUAACAAAUCUCCUCCACCACCUCCUCCAUCUCCUCCCCCACCCCGUAACAAAUCUCCACCACCACCUCUGGCAUCUUCUCCCCCACCCAGUAACAAAUCUCCACCACCAUCUCCUCCAUCUCCUUCCCCACCCCGUAACAAGUCUCCACCACCACCUCCUCCAUCUCCUCCUCCACCCCAUAACAAAUCUCCACCACCACCUCCGCCAUCUCCUCCCUCAUCACAUAAAAAAUCUCCACCACCACCUCCUCCAUCUCCUCCCCCACCCGGUAACAAAUCUCCACCACCACCUCCACCACCUCCACCAUCUCCUCUCUCACCCCGUAACAAAUCUCCACCACCACCUCCUACAUCUUCUUCCCCACCCCGUAACAAGUCUCCACCACCACCUCCUCCAUCUCCUCCCGCACCCCGUAACAAAUCUCCACCACCACCUCCGGCAUCUUCUCCCCCACCCAGUAACAAAUCUCCACCACCAUCUCCUCCAUCUCCUUCCCCACCCCGUAACAAGUCUCCACCACCACCACCUCCUCCAUCUCCUCCUCCACCCCAUAACAAAUCUCCACCACCACCUCCUCCAUCUCCUCCUCCAUCACAUAAAAAAUCUCCACCACCACCUCCUCCAUCUCCUCCCCCACCCCGUAACAAAUCUCCACCACCACCUCCGGCGUCUCCUCCUCCACCCAGUAACAAAUCUCCACCACCACCUCCUCCAUCUCCUCCCCCAACCCGUAACAAGUCUCCACCACCACCUUCUCCAUCUCCUCCUCCACCCCGUAACAAAUCUCCACCACCACCACCUCCGGCAUCUCCUCCCCCACCCCGUAACAAAUCUCUACCACCACUUCCACCAUCUCCUCCCCCACCCCGUAACAAAUCCCCACUGCCACCUCCGGCAUCUCCGCUCCCACCCCUUAACAAAUCUCCACCACCACCUCUUCCAUCUCCUCUCCCACCCUGUAACAAAUCUCCACCACCACCUCCUCCAUCUCCUCCCCCAACCCGUAACAAGUCUCCACCACCACCUCCUCCAUCUCCUCCCCCACCCCGUAACAAAUCUCCACCACCACCUCCGGCAUCUCCUCCCCCACCCCGUAACAAAUCUCCACCACCACUUACACCAUCUCCUCCCCCACCCCCUAUUUACAAAACGCCGCCACCACCUCCUCCAUCUCCUCCCCCACCCCAUAACAAAUCUCCACCACCACCUUUGCCAUCUCCUCCCCCACCCCGUAACAAGUCUCCACCACCACCUCCUCCAUUUCCUCCCCCACCCCAUAACAAAUCUCCACCACCAACUCUGUCAUCUCCGCCUCCACCUCGCUACAAAUCUCCACCUCCACCAUCAGGCUCAUCUCCUCGUACUUAAGACUACAAGUACCUAAGACCUCACAUCAUUUACUAAACAAAUCACAAUUUCUAUGAGAUUAUGUAAAUGUGUAACUGUCUUUGUUUCCCUUCCUUUUCUUUUACCCAUCAUUAAGUAUGAGAAUUUUUACCAUUUGGUUUUUUAGGUACCUUAUAAACUGAUAAAA
This is a messenger RNA of Juglans microcarpa x Juglans regia, 2110 nucleotides long. Its product is annotated as basic proline-rich protein-like. The transcript has 3 exons. Gene Ontology annotation, molecular function: protein dimerization activity. The record is from RefSeq and is a predicted model, not a curated record. NCBI's taxonomy places the organism in Eukaryota, Viridiplantae, Streptophyta, Magnoliopsida, Fagales, Juglandaceae. The coding region runs from base 1 to 1944 and encodes 647 amino acids.